GUGUGGAACCCUCACCAUUCUUUUUCUCAGUCAUUUCUUCUUGCUCAAAAGUAGAAAAUGAAAAGAGUUUUGAAGUUCUUUUGAAGUUCAGUGGCCCUGCUUCACAGCUCCUGUGAUGGUCAACUUGCCACCCAGUCUUUUUCCCAGCCUGUAUAAAUAGAUAGCACGGAACAUGAACGUUAAUAAACUUUUUGACUGGAGAGAGGUGGGUUAAACAAGUUAAAUAAACCAAAGGGCAAUGUGAGUUGUUUUUAGCAGAUUUGACUAAUAGUCCAGGCUGAAGGGGAAAUUGAUAUUUUUCUAUGUAAUAAAUGUGUAAUAAACAUGUCUCUACUGAUCAGGGGUAGCUAUAUUGUAAUUUACCACAUAAUUUGGAUAUGCUGUUUCUCCUCAGUAUGCAUACUAGCUAGCUACCAAUAGGCCUACCAUCCAGCAUAGAAUGAUUAGGCCUACAUACCUUUUAUAUCGAGAAACUCAUAACAAUCACCCUUAGACGUGAACACGGGACAGAAUGUAACUGUUACUUUUCCAUAUGUAUUUUCAUGAUCAAAAACAACUCACAUACUUUAAAAUUACAGAGUAACGUUAGUAGGUUACUCAAAAUCCACACCAUUCUCAGAGUACUAACCUCUCUUUUGCAACAGGUGUAUGACUGCUUGUCAAAUCAAGCGUGAAAAAAUGAAGUUACAAUCUCGGCGAUUACUCUUGAGGCUCGCUGUUAACCUCCGGGGUAGCAGUAUGAAUAGGCUGUAAACUCCACCAUGGAUAUUCCCAAUACUUCGACAAGUGGUUGUAUGCCUACAAAGAGUACGAAAAGAAAACGUUCCUCACUUUCUCCGCUUCUGCGAAAGAAAAGAGUUCUCCGCUCAAAACUGAGAAUAAAAUAUAAUGUCCGAUAGAUAAAACGUGUAGCUACCAACGUAUUUAGACAGUUGUUUUUUCUGUAAAAACAAGACAGCUCAGCAGUUCGACUUGUUCUGUGCUCAUAGCCUUUUAGAAACGGUCAAGGUAGCACACAGGUGACGUCAUGAGAUAUCGGUUAAAUGGCACCUGCAGAGCAGAGCACAGGCUUAAAGCCCUUUUGUUUUUAAAGACCAUGGUUAAUCAAGUGUAACCGUUAACAACCCCUUCAAUUGAGAUACCGUUUCCUAGUUUCACAUGUAUGUGUUAAGUUUAGGUAAUGUUCCAGGCGAUAUACCAAAGUGCAUUGAAGUUGAGGCAUGGGUAGGCCAGUCCAGAGGUUAACACCAUGCCACAGGAGCUUAAUGGACAGUGCAGGACAGUGAAACAUUAAUGUCUAAACAAUAGGGUGUAAACAGGGGGCUGGGAUAAGACUGGAACUAGACAGGUCUGUAGGCAUAGAUCUACAUAUAAUGGAUGCUCAUUGUGAGCAAGGUCUAAAUAGACAGGACCAAAAACAGGCUCUAGCUUGUUUAGAGACAGUGACAUUAUAAGGCAGCAACAGUGCCUUGACUUUUUGUUGCAGGCUUAUAAUGGCAAUGCUUUUCUACACGUCUAUUUUUGUUUCUCAAUAUCCUUGACCAGUUCCUAGUUAGGAAAAAGAGAAGUGAGUGACAGACAGAAAGACAGACACUGUCGAGGUCUUCGCUGCUAAUGUAAAGAAGGACAGUGAGUAAGGGAGUGGGGGAGCGUCAGAGAUGGCUUUGGGAGUCUUCCAGACUGGCUGGAUGAGGCUGCUCUCACUUAUCCUGCAAGGCUGCUGUGUGGGUGUCCUCUGUAGUGACUGGGCUGUGCGUGUCCCCUCCGCUCCCCUGUGUGCCGUGGCCGGCUCGUCUGUGGUCCUCCCCUGCUCCUACGACUACCCUCAGCCCUACAGGGUGCUGUCUGAGAUGUGGUGCCGGGACCAGAGCCGCUGCAUCACCCCCAGGUACGUGUACCAUAGCCAGGGCAUCUUCCCUGAGCCAGCCUCCCAGGGCAGAGUGGAGUACCUGGGGAAGGAAGGAACCAGGAACUGCUCCCUGAGGAUCUCUGAUCUGAGGAGGUCUGAUAGCGGGACAUACGUCUUCUAUUUUAUCACCAACCACCCAGUGGAGAAGCCUCCUGGACAGCCUGGAGUAACCCUGCUAGUGGCAGAUCAUUCCAGUGAAGUAGCAGUGUCCCUCAGUCCCGCUGGUGAUGUUGUUGAGGGCAGCUCAGUGACGUUAUUCUGCUGUAGAACUGCCCACACUCCAGUGGAGGGCUACACCUGGUACAAGACUGUAGGCUACGCGGCUGGUGAUAAGAGACAGAUGAUGACCAUCACCAAUAUCAGCGCAACAGACAGUGGAAACUACUACUGUGAGGCCCUGACCACUAAUAGACCAAUCCACUCCUCAGCGUUGUCUAUUAAUGUCCAGUAUGCUCCAAAGAACACAUCAGUGUCAGUCAAUCCUUUUGGGGAGCUAGUGAUGGGCAGCUCUGUGACUCUGUCCUGCAGCAGUGAUGCCAACCCUGCAGUAGAGCGCUACACCUGGUUUCAGAGGACAGAAUCCCAAGCUUCACUGAGAGGGUCAGGGCAGAGUUACAGCAUCACUAACAUCAGCCUUGAGGACAGUGGGCAGUACUGCUGUGUAGCGAUGAACAAGCAUGGAUCACAGAGCUAUACUGUUACCAUGACUGUGGGGAAAGUAAAUGGCCAGUCCUCCAUACUGUGGAGGUUGGUGGUGACAGUGGGGAUCCCCAUCGCUCUGACACUGAUCAUCAUUAUAACAGUGGCUUGCAUUAGGAGGAAAACUCUCCCAGCAUCAAGUCAACAAGGUUACAGUCUUACAGAGACCACCAUCCAGCAGCCAUUACCAUAAUACUACAUAAAGGAUGACCAUAACAAAUGAGACACUUAAAUUAACAGGAACUGAAAGGGAACUGAAUUAACUCUGGUGGGAGAUGUUGUGCCCAGUUUACUGCCACACAGUGGCACUGUUGUGUAGCUGUGUCCAGCUGUAUUCUUUAAUAACAUGUACAGUAAUAUCUGUAGAAUGUACUGUGCACCUUCAGCUCUCUACUGUAGAAAAUAAGUAAUUUCACUGUAAUAGGCCUACUGUAAUUUACUUAUUUUAUGAUGGAGAGUUGUUGAGUACUGGAUGACCAAAAGUGAAACGACAACCAGAGAUUAGUUUCAAUAUAUGUAAAUAUAUAUUUCAAUUGAAUUACAAUGAUUUAAAAAUUGAUCAUAACAUACUGUAUAUAUAACAUAACCAUAUGUCACAAUGCAAUGCUACACCACCCCAGGCUGAGCUCUGCCUAUUUUUAUUUUCUUUUUAAAUGUAACCUUUACUUACCUAGGCAAGUCAGUUAAGAACAAAUUCUAUUUACAAUGACGGCCUACCC
Salvelinus namaycush (lake trout) is the source of this 3327-nucleotide messenger RNA. RefSeq names its product B-cell receptor CD22-like. The coding region runs from base 1659 to 2801 and encodes 380 amino acids. Gene Ontology annotation, cellular component: membrane. Gene Ontology annotation, biological process: cell-cell adhesion. The record is from RefSeq and is a predicted model, not a curated record. NCBI's taxonomy places the organism in Eukaryota, Metazoa, Chordata, Actinopteri, Salmoniformes, Salmonidae. The transcript has 6 exons.